Bacillus rossius redtenbacheri is the source of this 1939-nucleotide messenger RNA. RefSeq lists its product as uncharacterized. The transcript has 11 exons. The coding region runs from base 193 to 1749 and encodes 518 amino acids. The record is from RefSeq and is a predicted model, not a curated record. Lineage: Eukaryota; Metazoa; Arthropoda; Insecta; Phasmatodea; Bacillidae.
AUGAUCUCUUUGUUUCCUAUGGAUCUAUGCCAUUGAAACAAAAACAAUGUUUUAUUUAUUGUAUUAUAAAUGAUUUUAAGUAUACCAUAAAUAACUUUACGUUAAAAUUAUAAAUUUAUUUAUUUAUUGUGUUUUUAUAGUUUUUAACUGUAUGUAAGUUUAGAAAGAUUCGCAUAUUCAAGGAUUACGCUAAUGAAGAUGCACAAGAAGACACGGGCUGUUCUGGUCCUCCACCCACACGCUGUACAGGACAGCGCUGAAGGGCAAGGUGAUGUCGCUCAGUAUUACUUUGUGCCCGCGCCUAGACGACUAGAAAGAUACUCCAGUGCGGCUGAGUCCAGGAGACAAGACGGACUUUCCAGUGCAGCCGAGCCCUUGAGACAAUACAGACACUCCAGGGCUCUCAGGGACGACUCCUCAUCGGACAUAAGCAGCCAGCGCCCGCACGUCCUCACACCACGAUAUUACAGGCCGUUACGCAACCGUCGAUUGCCAAGCAAGCUGUGCCUUCCCGUGGCGAGUCGGCCAGAGCCCAGGCGCAGGCAUUCUAAGCCACUUCCCCUCAUUGAUCUCUCUGAAGACCUCGACAGCUUCCUCAGCCUGUACGACGACGAAGCAAAACACCGCGGACAGGAUCAAGCCCGCGUGCCGUACGCCUCCCUCCAGCAGUUCGUGCCAAGGCACCCCGCGAGGCCUAGGAGGCGGGGCUUCUCGGCGCCACUCACCGUCCCGACCGGCAUACCCCUGCCUCGACUCCCGAGGAAGCUCGCGCGCCGCUCGGAGAUACCUCUGAGGCGAGGCCGGCCGGUGUUCUUGCAGGCUGCGGACCAGGAAAUGGAGGAGAGUGCUCCUGGCGCUCGAGGUCGGGAGGUAUCAUCGUCCAAAGCAUACAGGACUGGAGCACUUGACAACUUGCCAACGAUGAAUUCUGACUGGUACGAUUUGAAACAUUUGGCUGAAGUGUCAGAAAUAGAGGACUCUCGGCAGCUUGCACCCAAGACCACCAGCAACUCGUCCAACCACCAGACCCCUGUGAUUCCAAGCAGGCUGCUGAAGCAGUCCCGACUCGCAGCUAAGAAAUGCAAGCCCGCUCGCAACCUGCUACCCAAGCCUAGGAGGAGCAAGCUUACGUCUUCAGACUCCGCUUGGCUCAGCAAGCUACUCAACCCGCCCCGAGGCAGAGCAGACCAGCUGGGAAAAGCUUCAUGCAAGCACAAGCAGGAUACAAAGCUACACGAAAAAACCCCGAGCGCGAGGAGCUCUGACUCUGAAAUACUGAGUAACUUGCUAAGAGACCUUAAGAGACGGUUCCAAGCAUAUGAGAUCAAAGAAACAGUUAGACAGCAAGAGACGCCAGCAAGCGGUUUGGUCAGCAACAGAACUGAAAGUGAAUCCGGGAAAUCGAAGAGUAUUGUGACAUCGAAUGCAGCUUCUGUUAUCCCGAACUCACCCGCUGUGCAGGAAGAGCCCGCCUCGCGGAGCUCCGGCUACGUGCAGCUGGACAAGAGGCAGGUCAUCGAAGCGGAUAACAGCGGCUCUAGCACCAGUCUGGACCCAAGGCUGACCCUGGACGCUCCAGCCUGCAAGGGCUUCGUCAUGCUCCCAAAAGAACCGGAGAGAAUCAAGACGCUGAAGCAGUUGCAGAGGGACCACCUGAUGAACAUCCAGCGAGAGGCGAAGCGGCUCCUGGUUCUACAGAAGUACGUUGAAGAACACGUGGGGACGCACUCUACUCCAGAUACAUCCUAGCUCCGAGAAAAAAAUAUAUCUAAGGAAAUUGUUCCUAGUCUCAGGCCAUUGUUAAAUUAUUGUUUACGUCUUUUAUCAAUAUUUUUAGCAGACUUGUUUUAGUAAAUUUAUAUUUAUUUCUAACUUUCAAUAUGUAAACUAUUCAAUUCGUAUUUAUUUCAAAUAAAUUAUUGUUUACGUCUAUUUUAAA